Entelurus aequoreus (snake pipefish) is the source of this 1858-nucleotide messenger RNA. RefSeq names its product protein GUCD1-like. Bases 96 to 779 code for a protein of 227 amino acids. The record is from RefSeq and is a predicted model, not a curated record. Lineage: Eukaryota; Metazoa; Chordata; Actinopteri; Syngnathiformes; Syngnathidae. The transcript has 10 exons.
AGAAAAACAAUGGCGAACCGGAAGCGGCUGUAAAUUUAAAGUUGACAUGUUCCGCCAACUUCGCUAGGAGGCAGCAGGAGAGAGAAGACGGCAGAAUGACAGAUGAUGCCGUCUUGCUGGAUGUACCUGUUGUCCGCCAGCUUUACCACUGGGACUGUGGCCUCGCCUGCUCCAGAAUGGUCCUCAGGUAUCUGCAUCCCAUCAGCGAUGAGGAGUUUCAGAGGGCAUGCGGAGAGCUGAAGAUGACAGAGAGCGUGUGGACUAUUGACCUGGCCUACCUCAUGUGCCAUCUAGGAAUCAAGCAUUGCUUCUACACGCAGACACUGGGUGUUGAUAAGGGCUUUAGGAAUCAGUCAUUUUAUAAGAAGCAUUUUGAUAUGGAAGAAGAUCGAGUCAAUGAGCUGUUCCUUGAAGCAGAGAACAAUGGUGUGCUGGUAAAGAAAUGCUCUGUGACCAUUCAGGAAAUUGAGUCCCACCUGGAACAGCGUCACGUCGCCAUCGUGCUCAUCAAUGCUGUCAUCUUGACAUGUGAACUCUGCUCUGCACCUGUCAAAUACUGCUGCUUCCUCCCUGUGGGCCAGAAGUGUUUCUGCAGGAAGCCAGAGUACCAGGGUCAUUUUGUGGUCGUGCGCGGCUUCAACAGGACCACUGGCUGCAUUUUGUACAACAACCCUGCAUAUUCUGACCGUGUCUGCUGCACCUCCGUCACUAACUUUGAGGAGGCUCGACGGAGCUACGGGACAGAUGAGGACAUUCUCUUUAUCUUUAAGGAGAGCUGAUUGACAGUUGUAAUGACAUUAUGGAAGUUGACAACUUCCUUCUUUGGUCCAGAUCCUGUUUGGCCAUCCUCAUCGGUGCUAUUGGGUCCAACACGUCACACUAAGAAGACUCCAUUUACCUUAUUCCCCUUUAUACAGCCAUCACCACUUAGCCUGGACUCAGUUCAGGAUUGAACUGAAUAGAUGAGAACGUGUGGAGCUUUGAAAGUCUCAGGUCAAUGCUGUGCACAGCAGGGUUGGGGAAAUAGUCCGAGUUGCAGCCAUGUGUGGAGUCAACAUGGUCUGCUUCCAGGAGACCUGGAUGAAAAACAUUCGGUGUCGUGGAAACAUCAAAGACAGAACAAAGUUUCGACAAAAGGGACUAAACGUUGUAUUCAUUCUCUGAGUAAGAGAACAAUGUAUCACAUCCUCACUGGUUAUUAUCCUUGUCAGUCUGAUGUAAAGUUGCACUACACUUUUCACAUGGAAUUAUUAUAUACUGUUUAAAUUAAACAUGACAUAUACAGUAUACAGAGUGGGUUUAAUUUAUGUUUUAAAAUAAAGCACAAAUGACAACAUUUUAGUUUCAUACUGUGGAGGUUUAUCAACGUGCGUUAGAGUCUUUGUGAGCUAUUCUUUCACUACAUUGGGCUUGUAGUCAUGUCUGACAGCUUGGGUGAGUUCCUCAGCAUACUCGGAAUAGCGUCCAGUCAUCUACACAAACAGAAUAUACAUUUUAUUGGAAGGCUUUUAAAUCACAGUUCUGUUGUUUUUUUUAUCCCACAAAAAAAAGCUUCAUACCAACAAUAAACUAAAAAAAAAAAAGCAUAAAGAAGCAAUAUUAACCCAAUUAUGACUAAUUGGUUUUAUGGCUCGGCGCUACCAUAUGUGUACGGCAAUUGGCAUACUUUGGCAUCGUUACUUGUUUAAAGAUACAACUGCCUUAUAAACUAGGCUGACCAUAUUCUGAAAUCCCAAAAAGAGGACACAUAUAUGCGUGCCAAGGCCGGGGACGAGGUGAACAUUUGCCAGUGAUACUCGAACUUGCUUUAUAAAUAAUAUAUUUAUUUAAAUAAAGCAUUUUUUUCCUCCUUUGUUGA